AUGGCUAGCGAGUCACGUGGCUCCACUGGCAAAUCUUCGCCCUCUCCGGUUUCCCUUCGUUCGCAGCAAAGCAAAGCCAGGCUGGACCCCCGACCACCAAACUCCGUCGCGUCGUAUCCCAUCCAUCACCAUUUUUAUCCGCCCAAAGCUUUGAACGCCCUCCCAACGCCAUUUUCAUUCCAUCCAGGGCCCUUUGGCCCGUCCCUCACCGUCAUUUUCCGCCGGCUUUGCUGUCCUCCCAACGUCGCUACGGGGCGCAUUUCAUCCUUUGACAACGCUUUCGCAUUCGCGCAUAUCAUUUCGCGACCGAUCCUUCGACUUCCCAUUGAUCCCAUCCGUUAA
Molecule: messenger RNA, 342 nt
Organism: Talaromyces stipitatus ATCC 10500
Lineage: Eukaryota; Fungi; Ascomycota; Eurotiomycetes; Eurotiales; Trichocomaceae
Exons: 2
Coding region: 1-342 (113 amino acids)
Source: RefSeq, a predicted model, not a curated record